CUAAGCAUCACCUGCUGCCACCUGCUGAAUAAAUGAGUAAACUGGCGCUUUUACCUACCGAAAUUCACGAAAAAAAUAACAGCACAAAGGCGUUACCACCACCUGAAGGUGAAGUUAUCCACUCAGACAUGUCAGUCUGUGAUGAUACACUCCUGUGCAACUUCCCAAAGUGCCGGACCAAGCUGAGCGGCUUCGCCUGGGUCACAGCCUGCUCACAUGCUUUCUGCGAUCAGCAUGGGUCUGGUGAGUUCAGCCGCUCUCCAGCCAUCUGUCCGGCCUGCUCUUCUGCUCUGUCUGGGAAGCUGGACAUCAUUAGGACUGAACUGUCACCUUCUGAGGAGUACAAAGCCAUGGUGCUGGCAGGAAUGCGACCAGACAUAGUCUUGGACAUCAGUGCCCGUGCUCUGGCUUUCUGGAGCUAUCAGGUUCAUCAGGAGCGUAUAUAUCAGGAGUACAGUUUAUCAAGGGCAGAGGCACAGAUGAAGCAGUUGGAGAAGGUGUUGAGCCAGCAGAACCAGAGCAGAGAGCUGGAACUCACGGCAAUGAAGGGGGAAAUUGCCUCCCUGAAGAAGGUGAUGGAGGAGUAUAAAAGGAAAUACAGUGAGGUGUCCGAGAGGUUAAUGGAGAGGAACCGACAGUACCAGAAACUACAGGGGCUGUAUGACUCUCUGAGGCUGCGCAACAUGGUUGUGGGUGUUGGAGAGGGAGACACACAGACACAACCAGGACAUCAAGACUACAGCACUAGGGUGGCUAGGCAGUCAACUCCUCAGAGAAGCCCUCAGUUCCUCUCAGCCGGCCUGGAUGGAGAUAGCAGAUUUUUUUCCUGUUUGGAGGUUGAUGGAGGCAAGACCUUCUUCCAGUUCAGCUCCCCAGCCCGGGACCGAGGCUGCCCACUCAUCAAGAAGCACUGAGACAGCAACAGGUUUCAAGCCGACUCCAGUACAUCCACCUCCUACAUUUAUCUAUUCAUUUAUUUCAUAGUGUUCUGUGGUUGUUGACUCAUUAGUCUCGUUCAGCCUGAGUGCUUUUUUUUUCAGCAUUUAUGGUAACACAAACUCUUUGUUUACACCAAGCACUGCCUUUAAGUCCUCUUGGAUAAUCUACAUAUACUGGAUCAGAUUUGAUUUUAAGCUCCUGCCAGGAACUUUCAUCUUAUGUUGAUAUUGGAACCCUCUUUGAACAAAGCUCAUCAAUUUGUCCCUUUUCUAUCUGCAAACAGUUUCCAGUAUUUACCUUUAAGAUUUUGUACAUGUCCCAAAAUAUUUCUGUCUGAAGUUUAAUCAAUUUGAAAAUGGAUAAAAGGUGAUUAAAGUUGCAUGGUAAUGUGCGGUAUCUGUCA
Messenger RNA from Cheilinus undulatus (humphead wrasse), 1342 nucleotides. Its product is annotated as E3 ubiquitin-protein ligase CCNB1IP1. Gene Ontology annotation, cellular component: synaptonemal complex. The coding region runs from base 33 to 914 and encodes 293 amino acids. The transcript has 5 exons. Gene Ontology annotation, molecular function: ubiquitin protein ligase activity. NCBI's taxonomy places the organism in Eukaryota, Metazoa, Chordata, Actinopteri, Labriformes, Labridae. The record is from RefSeq and is a predicted model, not a curated record. Gene Ontology annotation, biological process: reciprocal meiotic recombination.